Molecule: messenger RNA, 435 nt
Organism: Laccaria bicolor S238N-H82
Lineage: Eukaryota; Fungi; Basidiomycota; Agaricomycetes; Agaricales; Hydnangiaceae
Exons: 1
Coding region: 1-435 (144 amino acids)
Source: RefSeq, a predicted model, not a curated record
AUGCUGAUAAUGAUCGGGGGGGGCUUCGGGUGCUUGAUCGCCACCGUGACGGCUGUCGUCCACCGCACCAUCUUCAACCAUCCGAUAACCAGCGCCACAACAUCCUGGUUGCGCAUUGUGAUCACUAUGGUGGCAGCCUUCGGGUGCUUGAUCGCCACGGCUGUCGUCCACCGCUCCAUCUUCAACCAUCCGAUCACCAGCGCCACAACAUUCUGGUUCGGGGUUGUGAUGCUGAUCACUAUUGGGGCGGCCUUCUGGUGCUUGGUCGCCGCGGCUGUCGUCCACCUCACCAUCUUCAACCAUCCGAUCACCAGCGCCACAACAUUCUGGUUCGGGACUGUGAUGCUGAUCGCUAUUGGGACGGCCAUCCUCCGUUAUCCUCAGUGGCCAAGAUGGAGGAAGCUCUUGGAUAUCGAUAUCGUCCAAUGCCUCUAG